Yamadazyma jaroonii is the source of this 1413-nucleotide messenger RNA. Lineage: Eukaryota; Fungi; Ascomycota; Pichiomycetes; Serinales; Debaryomycetaceae. The record is from the annotation of a GenBank genome assembly.
AUGCCUUAUAGUUUAAGUGAAGAACACAGAAAAUUGACCGAAAGUCAUUUAUCUGAAUUUGAUCCUGAAGUCGACCAAAUCAUCAAAGACGAAAUUGAAAGACAAAAACAUUCAAUUGUUUUAAUUGCAUCAGAAAAUUUCACCACCACUUCUGUUUUCGAUGCUUUAGGAACUCCAAUGUGUAACAAAUAUAGUGAAGGUUACCCAGGAGCUAGAUAUUACGGUGGUAAUGAACAUAUCGACAGGAUGGAAUUAUUGUGUCAAGACAGAGCUUUAAAGGCUUUUAAUGUUACUUCCGAUAAAUGGGGUGUCAACGUUCAAACUUUAUCUGGUUCUCCAGCUAAUUUACAAGUUUACCAAGCUUUGAUCAAACCUCAUGAAAGAUUGAUGGGUUUGGAUUUACCUCAUGGUGGACAUUUAUCUCAUGGUUACCAAACCGACUCAAGAAAGAUAUCUGCCGUCUCAACUUAUUUCGAAACCAUGCCUUAUAGAGUUGAUUUGGAAACUGGCUUAAUUGAUUACGAUAUGUUAGAAAAAACUGCUUUGUUAUUCAGACCAAAGAUCUUAGUUGCCGGUACAUCUGCUUAUUGUAGAUUAAUUGACUAUAAAAGAAUGAGAGAAAUUGCUGACAAAGUUGGUGCCUACUUGAUUGUCGAUAUGGCUCAUAUCUCUGGUUUAAUUGCUGCUGGUGUUAUCCCAUCACCAUUCGAAUAUGCUGACGUUGUUACCACCACCACUCAUAAAUCAUUGAGAGGUCCAAGAGGUGCUAUGAUCUUCUUCAGAAGAGGUGUUAGAUCAAUCAACCCAAAAAACGGUGAAGAAAUCUUAUACGAUUUGGAAAAUCCAAUUAAUUUCUCUGUCUUCCCAGGACACCAAGGUGGUCCUCAUAAUCAUACCAUCUCAGCUUUAGCUACCGCUUUAAAACAAGCUGCUACCCCAGAAUUCAAAGAAUACCAAACUCAAGUUUUGAAAAAUGCUAAAAUCUUAGAAUCUGAAUUUAUCAACAAAGGUUACCAAUUAGUUUCAAACGGUACUGACUCCCACAUGGUUUUAUUAUCUUUAAGAGACAAAAAGAUCGAUGGUGCCAGAGUCGAAAGUGUUUGUGAAAAGAUCAAUAUCGCAUUAAACAAAAACUCCAUUCCAGGAGAUAAAUCUGCUUUGGUUCCAGGAGGAAUCAGAAUCGGUGCUCCAGCCAUGACCACUAGAGGUUUAGGUGAAGAAGAUUUCAAGAAAAUUGUUCACUACAUCGAUAGUGCUAUAAAAAUCGCUAAGAGUAUCCAGGAUGGUUUACCUAAAUCUGCCAAUAAGUUGAAAGAUUUCAAAAAUACCGUUUUCAAUGUUGAAAACCAAGAUUUGAUCAAUUUGAAGAAUGAGAUUAGUGCUUGGGCUGGUGACUUCCCAUUAGCAACCUAA